AUGAUCCGUAAGCAACUAGCACGAUUCGUUCAUUCUCCAGCAUUCAAGCACCAUGCACGAACAACAGUAAACCCCGUUGACUUUAGACUAACUCCUCCAAGCAACGUUACCCCCAAGUCGGUGCUAGUUUUCUCGACACCGACGUGCCUACCCAACAUCAUUCAAGAUGCCAUCGAUCUACACCAGACAAACAGACUACAGGUUGUUGUAGCGGGCAUCGACACAAUGGUUCCGUUUUCAAGUAGGAACGGUGUGAGUGAGUUGUGGCUUGAGCAGGAAAUGAAAAUCGGCACGUCGGUGCUACUUGAGGAAAAAGACGACAUCAACAAACCGCCACGCGAAAGCGACGGGAUCAACCCUGUCUCUGCGAGAAAAAACUGGAAGGACAUCACCGGGAGCGUUAGUUUCAAGUUGAAGAAUGAAAUGGAGGCACGGGUUACUCUUGCAAACACCGUUUUCUCCUCGGGUUCAAUCAUCACCUUGUUUUACUUUGACUCGAAAAUGGGCCUCUCGGGACAGCACUUGUGUGAGUUGAGCUUGGAGUUACCGCAUGGCGUGAUACCACGACACUCAAGAGCUAUUGUCGAAGACCAUUGGACUCCACUAUACCCGAACGAGUCGUUCAAAAUUACAAAAUGCGUGGGUAAUUUACUAAAACAGGUUGAGAACAAGCCAGCUGCCAAGUUUUUAGAAGAGAACAAUCUGUUGAUGAGCCUCAAGUCGAAAGAUACAGAAGUGUAUGUCAAGGUGAGGAAACAGGGCACCACCCACGUUGAUAGAUUCAAAGUGGUUGCAGGUGGCGGGGGAUGGGGAGCUAAAGCUGACAUAAUCGCGCUAUCAGCGGAGGCACAACCCAGUGUAGGUGACUUGAUAGAGUUCUACAUGGUGACUCCCCAGCACCGGUUCCAGCCGCAACACGAUGUUUCGAAAUACCACGACUGUUUCGCACUCCAGAGCAGCUACGAGGAGACGUCGUAUGGGUCACGUCUCGCACAAGAGCAGGUGUUUGAAAAUGCGUUUGGGUGCGGCAGUGAAAAGGGGUUCUUUUGGAACGGGGUGGGGCAUGUGUCCCCCGGAGAAACAGUGUUUGUAAAAAUGUAA
Messenger RNA from Lodderomyces beijingensis, 1101 nucleotides. NCBI's taxonomy places the organism in Eukaryota, Fungi, Ascomycota, Pichiomycetes, Serinales, Debaryomycetaceae. The record is from the annotation of a GenBank genome assembly.